UUUUUGGCGGUUUUUCUGUUUGUAGGCUAAGUAAAUUUAGGAAUUUGUUUUAAUUAAAUAAAGUAUUUUUAUGCCUGGAAUUUAGUAAUUUUACGGAUUAAAAAUGUCAAUUACUCACGAACCUUUGCGAUAUGCCCACGACGAAGGGCAUACAGACGUCUGUUAUUCUGAGGACGGCGAAAACUUUAUAACAUGUGGAUCUGACGGAGAUAUUCGUAUAUGGUCUAUAAACGAAGGCGAAGAUCCACAUCAUACUUGUAUAGGAGAAUGGGCUCUGAGUGUCCAACAGAAAAACGAUAAGCUCUAUGUAGCGACUGGAAGUAAUGAAAUUCAGAUAUUGACUCAUCCCGAAGGUGAAAGAGACGGUGUACUUACCCGAUCUACCGAUCCUUUCAAUCAGCUGGCUACAUGUAAAAAUAAAAAUCUUAUCGCCAUAGCUAGUGAGGGUAUGGAAGUGAUAGUAAUGGAUCUGGACAGCAAUUCAACUGUAGCAGCGUUUAAAGAACUACCUGGACCUUGCCUGAGUGUAGCAUUAUGCCCGAAUGCAACUAAAGUGGCAGCUUCUUGUGGAAAUGGCAGUCUUUAUAUUUGGGAACUUCAAACAAACAGUCUUUUAAAAGAGAUAUCCUGCUUUCCUAAAGUUAAUAGUUUUGCCAAUGCUAAGAAUUUAUGUAGAUUAGAUUUUUAUCCAAUAGACGGAAAGUACUUAGCUUAUCCAAAAAAUAAUUCUGUUAUAUUGCUGAACACUGACACAUGGAAUGAAGAGGUUUUAAAUCAUGAAAAAAUAUCUGCAGAUUAUUCGGUUCUUCAAUUUUCAUAUUGUGGCAAAUAUUUAGCUGCAGCUUCUGUUGAAGGUGAUUUUGCAAUAUGGAAUGUUGCACAGAAAAGUAUAUUUACAACUAGUAAACAUGAAAGCUCUAAACCUGUGUGUGGCCUCAAUUGGAGUCCUAGAAAUAACGGUAAAAUAGUUUACACAGAUAUCGAGGGUCAACUUAGUAUCAUGUCUAAUUGUUCUAAAAUGGAAAUGGUCAGUGAAACCAAUGAGCCUGAGAUUGAGAAUUUUACGGAAAACGAAGUGGAUUUUGGUGAUGUAAAUUUUGAUGAUGCUGAUGAAGAUAAUGAAAAUGCAGUAUCAGUUGAAAAAUUAAAACAACAAUAUUUGGGAAGUCCGGAAUCUGAGCUUAAAGCUCUCAGUGAAGUGUCAUCAAGGGCUCCAACUCCAAGACCUAGAACUCCAGAAGUACCGUUACAAGAUCCGUUUAUGCCAUCUUCAACCCCAGAACAUCUAGAUCCCAGAUAUUUGUGUUACAAUGAAGUCGGGGUGAUAAAAAGUUAUGGAAACAGUGCAGACAGUACCGAAAUGGCAUCAAAAACUAUCGAAAUAGAGUUCCACGAUUCCACAUUUCAUAACAGCAUAAUGUUGCAGAAUUAUCAGGAAUAUACGAUGGGUGCUGUAAGCAAAGGCGCCCUAGUUGUAGCCAAUAACAAUCAAAUUAUGGUAAUACCGAUGCUCUCAGGCAACAAGGAGUGGAAUUUAAAGGUCGAAGAGUACGAAGAAAUAAUUCUAGUCGCCUCCUCAGAAAACCUAGUUUGUUUCGCCACUUCCGGGUAUAUAAUAAGGGUUUGCUCAGUCUACGGGACUCAGAGGGGAAUAGUUUCCGUUCCGGGACCCUUAGUAUCUAUGUCGGCUUACAGAAAUGUUCUUCUGGUAGCUUACCAUUCGUCGGGCAUUCGAAACAAGGACCAGUGCAUCAAUAUCAAGCUGUUUGAGUUCAAAGGUACGCGAGUUGAGUGCCACGAUCUCGGUUCAGCCCUGGGUCCCGAGUCUACGCUAUUUUGGCUGGGUUUCUCCGAUUCUGGAACGCCCGGUAUGAUGGAUUCUUUGGGGAUGUUGAGUUUGUACCCUCCGAAGUGUAAUACUUGGAUACCCUUCUGUGAUACAACCAGACACCGUAAAAGUCCGGCAGAUGGGUUCUUUGUAACGUCAGUUUUCGAAACAUAUCAAGCUUUAGGUGGUAUAAAAUGCAAAGGUUCCGCUUAUCCUGGGUUUAUACCUAAACCCACUCUCUGUGAGUUGCCUUUGGAGCCUCCUUUUGCUGAAAUUAGUACAGAAAAAACUCAAAUGGAGAUGAGCCUGUAUACGUGGUCUAAUCUGAAAGUAAUGGACACUGACAAAAAAUUCAAGGAGACUGCACUGAAGACUUUUGCCUUGGCAUGCAAAAAUGAUCUCGACCAAAGAGCCUUGGAAGUGAUAGAAAUAAUAGGAAACGCUCAAAUACUGAAUUUAGGCUUGAAAUACGCUUCGAAAUUGAACAAAAGGAGAUUGGCAGAGAAAUUGAUGGAAUUGGCUGGAAGUCUUCAAGCGGAAGAAAAAGCUGAAGAAGACUCAACACCGAUAGUUGUAAAUUCUGGCAUCGAGAGGCAACAGAAUAUUGUAAAACCUCAAACGAUUAAUAGAUUGAGUUUGUCAAAAUUAUCAGGAAAGAAACAUAGAAAAUUCAAAAAUGAGUCUCAAGUGGAGGAAAGUCAACCAGAUAACAGUGAAAACAACAGUUCUGUGGUGAAUACUCAGGAAUCAUUGUUUAGUGAAUCCGAAUCCAUUGUUGAAUUGACGCCAAAAAAUCCGUUUUUGAAGAGAGCAAAUGCUGAAUCAGCUCAGGAUGAUUCGCAGGAUUCGGCAUCGAAAAAUCCUUUUGCAAAAAGACUGAAAAAUGGUCAAACGAACAGUCCUUUGAGUUUGACAGAUAAAUUUGCCGGUUUAGAGGAAGAGACACCCGUUAAUAGUAAAGCCCAACAAAAUUCAGAGAAUGGAGAAAAACGAAAAUUAUCUGACUCGGAUACGCAAGAGAAACAAGUGGAAAAACAACGAAAACUUGACAAAUUUAUGUUCAGCAAAAGAUAGGGUGAAUCAAACCAAAAAACUUACCCAUCUAAUUUGACUCUCGCUGGUGACCGAUCUCCAGAACUUGGCAAAGUCCUUGUAAAUAUCUGUGACCACCUGUCCGACCAGCAAAUAACUCAAAGAAUUGACAGCUUGA
Sitophilus oryzae (rice weevil) is the source of this 3038-nucleotide messenger RNA. It is a transcript of the gene Ctf4, whose product is annotated as WD repeat and HMG-box DNA-binding protein 1. Gene Ontology annotation, biological process: DNA-templated DNA replication; DNA repair; mitotic cell cycle. The transcript is spliced from 13 exons. The record is from RefSeq and is a predicted model, not a curated record. The coding region runs from base 104 to 2902 and encodes 932 amino acids. Gene Ontology annotation, molecular function: chromatin binding; protein binding. Gene Ontology annotation, cellular component: nuclear replication fork. NCBI's taxonomy places the organism in Eukaryota, Metazoa, Arthropoda, Insecta, Coleoptera, Curculionidae.